Molecule: messenger RNA, 969 nt
Organism: Dendrobium catenatum
Lineage: Eukaryota; Viridiplantae; Streptophyta; Magnoliopsida; Asparagales; Orchidaceae
Product: probable chalcone--flavonone isomerase 3
Exons: 5
Coding region: 145-774 (209 amino acids)
Molecular function (GO): intramolecular lyase activity
Source: RefSeq, a predicted model, not a curated record
CCUUUAUAAUAGCCCUAAAGCCCUCUUUCCUUGCCAAAGUCGCAGCUUAUCCGCCUUACUCUCUCUCUCUCUCUCUCUCUCUCUCUCUCUCUCUCUCUGUCUCUCUCGCGCUUUCGCUCUCGCUUCUCUCCCUCCCUUAGAAGUAUGAGUUCGAAGGAGGUGCUGAUUGAUGGAAUUCCUUUCCCAGCUGAGAUCACCAGAACCAAGCCAUUGGCUUUGGUAGGCCAAGGUAUUACUAGUGUAGAAAUCCAUUUUCUUCAGAUAAAGUAUAAUGCAAUUGGGAUUUACAUGGACAAGGAUGUCACUCAGUAUCUGAAGAACUGGGAAGGAAAAAAGAGAACUGAGCUUGAAGAAGAUGACCUCUUCUUUACGGCUCUUUUCUUAGCUCCUGUGGAGAAAGUUUUUAGAAUUGUGGUGAUAAAAGAGAUCAAAGGCUCACAAUAUGGCGUACAACUAGAGAGUGCCGUUAGAAAUCAAUUUGCGGCACUCGAUCACGAUGAAGAGGAGGAAGAAGAAGCACUUGAGAAGGUUACAAAAUUCUUCCAAUCAUUAUAUUUGAAGAAAGGUUCUGUCAUCACUUUCAAUUUUGCAGCAUUACCUUCUACAGCUGAGAUUACAUUUGAUACGGAAGGAAAAUGUGAAAGUAAGAUCCAAGUGGAGAAUGCAAAUGUAGUGGAGAUGAUACAGAAGUGGUACUUAGGAGGAUCAAAUGCUGUCUCCCACUCUACUGUUAAGAACUUGGCUGCGAAGUUUGAAGAAAUCCUGUCCCAAUAGUUUUACUUUUUCUGUCUAAAUAUGUCUUUUCUUUUUUUAUUUUAAGUAUGCCUGCCAAGAUUUGUCUUAAAGCUGCUUUUAUGAAUUCAAUAAGCACUUAGAUAUCGGGCCUUUAAAUCUUCGCUCAUAUGAGAAAUAUGUCCCUAAGUGUUUGAAUGUAUAAUUCAAUAAAAGCAUUGAUAUUAUGCCUUCAAA